Messenger RNA from Solanum tuberosum (potato), 1011 nucleotides. Its product is annotated as vesicle transport v-SNARE 13-like. Gene Ontology annotation, cellular component: Golgi apparatus; ER to Golgi transport vesicle membrane; late endosome membrane. Gene Ontology annotation, biological process: intracellular protein transport; vesicle-mediated transport; vesicle fusion. The record is from RefSeq and is marked provisional. Gene Ontology annotation, molecular function: SNARE binding; SNAP receptor activity. NCBI's taxonomy places the organism in Eukaryota, Viridiplantae, Streptophyta, Magnoliopsida, Solanales, Solanaceae.
ACGAACCUCCGACUAAGUCUCCGAUCGCCGACCGGCCGGCGUAUUAGUCUCCUUUCUCCGAUCAAUUCAAGGUAUUUGUGAACUUUGAGAAGGGGCAGAAUGAGUCAGGUAUUCGAAGGAUAUGAAAGACAGUACUGUGAGCUUUCAGCUAAUUUAACGAAGAAAUGCAACUCAGCUACUAUCCUCGAUGGAGAACAGAAGAAACAGAAAGUGUCUGAAAUAAAAGCUGGUCUAGAUGAUGCUGAAGCGUUGAUUCGCAAAAUGGACCUAGAAGCUCGGAGUUUACCUCCAAAUGUUAAAGCCACACUUCUUGCCAAGUUGAGAGAAUAUAAGAGUGAUCUGAACAACUUAAAAACUGAAGUGAAAAGAAUCACAUCAGGAAAUGCAAACCAAGCUGCAAGGGAUGAAUUGUUGGAAUCGGGAAUGGCAGAUGCUAACAUGGUGUCUGCUGAUCAAAGGCAAAGGUUGAUGAUGUCAACAGAUAGAUUGAACCGUUCAAGCGACAGGAUCAGGGAUAGUCGAAAGACAAUGCUAGAAACCGAAGAUCUGGGGGUCUCAAUUCUUCAAGAUUUGCAUCAACAACGUCAGUCUCUUCUGCAUGCACAUGACACGCUCCAUGGAGUGGAUGAUAAUAUUAGCAGGAGCAAGAAGAUUCUGACUACAAUGUCAAGAAGGAUGAGCAGGAAUAAAUGGAUCAUUGGCACUAUCAUUGUUGUCUUGGUCCUGGCUAUCCUAUUAGUUCUUUACUUCAAGCUCGCCCAUUAGCUCAACGAAUGGUUUUCAGGAUUUCUGCCGCUUCUCAUUUGUUACAGCAAAACAUUUAUCUUUGGACACACUGCUUCUGAUUUCACAGUUAGUUGCCUCAUUUGCGGUUUGUGUGGUGUGGUUUGGUAGUGUGCUUCUUAUACUGGCAAUUUUCAUAAUAUUAAUUCCCAUGUUUGUCGGUUACUAUGUUUGAAUUUGGUGAUCCUUGUCUGAAAUGAGUAAAAUGUAUUUAAUGUUAUGCACCAA